AUGGACGACAAGGCAAAGUACUUUGCUGGUGUGCUCAGUGCAAUGAGUGCCAUGAUCAACUUGGACAUUCCCCACCUCAACAUCAUGACGAAAAUGGAUUUGGUCUAUCAACACGACAAGGAGGGACCCGCAUCCUAUGCGCGUCGUAAAGAUAUGGAACGAUACAUGGAUCCAGACCCUCUGUUGCUAGCCGACGAAGUUCAUGCUGUAACGAAUGCCAAGUUUUUCGAAUUGAACCGAGCUAUUGUUCAUUUGGUUGAAGAUUUCAGCAUGGUGUCUUUCCUUCCCUUGGAUCUCACGAACGAGGAUAGCAUUGAGCUGAUUCUAUCUUGCAUUGAUAAUAUCGUACAAUUUGGCGAGGACGAGGAGCCGGUGGAACCCAAAGAUCUAGAGCAGGAGCAGGUAGACACAUAG
Molecule: messenger RNA, 414 nt
Organism: Malassezia sympodialis ATCC 42132
Lineage: Eukaryota; Fungi; Basidiomycota; Malasseziomycetes; Malasseziales; Malasseziaceae
Gene: GPN3
Product: putative signal sequence-binding GTPase GPN3
Molecular function (GO): GTPase activity
Source: RefSeq, a predicted model, not a curated record